AUGACGGAAAAUAUUGAAAAUUUUCACAUAAACAUCUCAACAAAACCCCCGAACCUCGCUGAUACCCUAUCUCGUAUCAAACUAAAGGCAUUAGAUUCCAACGAUGACACUGAUUCGAUGCAAGUAAACAUAGACGAUACAGACAAAAACCUUAAAAACUAUGUAGAGAGCUUGACCGAGCUUAAUAAACCAAAUGAGAACUCCGAUACAAUAACUGCGUCUGAACUAUCAGCUACUCUUUCAGCAUCUGAUCCAAUAGAUAUUACAGAAUAA
Parnassius apollo (apollo) is the source of this 273-nucleotide messenger RNA. The record is from the annotation of a GenBank genome assembly. Lineage: Eukaryota; Metazoa; Arthropoda; Insecta; Lepidoptera; Papilionidae.